Molecule: messenger RNA, 696 nt
Organism: Telopea speciosissima
Lineage: Eukaryota; Viridiplantae; Streptophyta; Magnoliopsida; Proteales; Proteaceae
Product: homeobox-leucine zipper protein HAT22-like
Exons: 3
Coding region: 1-696 (231 amino acids)
Biological process (GO): regulation of DNA-templated transcription
Molecular function (GO): sequence-specific DNA binding; DNA-binding transcription factor activity, RNA polymerase II-specific
Source: RefSeq, a predicted model, not a curated record
AUGGAAGGAGGAGGAGAUGAAACAUGUAAUACAGGGCUCUCUCUUGGGCUCAGCCCAAGUUGGUUGGUUCAGAAACAGCAACAGGAGAAGCCUAAGCAGCAGCAGCCCAGAUCUCCUGUUCUUUUCCAUGUCUUGUUUCCUCCAAAUCUCAAAGAAGAAGUUUUCAGAGAUGGUGAUGAUGAUGAUGAUGAUGAUGAAGGCAAUUGCAACAGCAAGAAUAAUACAGGAAAGAAACUAAGGCUCACAAAGGAGCAAUCUACCUUGCUUGAGGAAAGCUUCAAAGAACACCCAACCCUUAAUCCGACCCAGAAGCAAGAAUUGGCAAAGCAAUUGAAGUUAAGGACAAGACAAGUUGAAGUUUGGUUUCAAAACAGAAGAGCAAGGAAUAAGUUGAAGCAAACAGAAGUGGACUAUGAAUUCUUGAAGAAAUGCUGUGAGAAUUUGAGCGAUGAGAACCAGAGGUUGAAGAAGGAAUUGCAAGAGUUGCGAUCGAUGAAGCUUGGUUCUUCUUCGCCGUUUUAUAUUCAAUUACCAAAGGCGACAACUUUGACGAUUUGCCCUUCAUGUGAGAGGGUUUCGAGGACCGGAGACGGCAAGAAUGGGAUCGAAGUUCUUGAUGUAGUGGCCGGUAAAGCUAGCAGUAUCAAGUUGUUUACAGGCAUGGAUGAUCAUGAUAGUACUACAAUGGCAUGUUAA